CUGUCUAAAGAGAAUCGGUUGAAUUUUAUUACGUGUUUUAAUUUCCGAAGCGUGCCACAAGGAGUUUUUAUGGAAAACAUAAAGGGAGUGACUUUUAUUACAUGCAUACAAUGCUUGUGAAUUUAAGCAGCAUUAAAUGCCAUGUUUUAUUUGUGAUUCCCACUGUCGGCGUUUGGGUUUUUUGUGGAUCUUAAAAUAGCACUGAAGCGAUACCGGAUGUUUAUAGCAGACGGCGUUUUGUCAAAACUGUCAAAAUGGAAGAAAAAAGAAAACGCAAUCCCAACUUUUCGCUGCAAGAUUCCUUGCUUCUUACCCAAAUAAUGGGAGAGACGCAUCCCGACUUCCAUGAUAUGGACAUGUCUUUCCACAAGGUUGAUAAGGCUAGAUUCAGCAAUCGAAUCAGCAAAGCAACAAAGAAUGCACUGUGGGUGGCAGUUACUGAAAAUUUCAAUGCCAGAGCCCAGUUUAGAAGGGAGCAAUCCAUUUUGGAGAAAAAAUGGGAAAAUCUACAAAGGGAUCACAGAAAUCUGUACAUGGAUUUCCAAAGAGAAAUUUCAUUGACAGGGCGAGGUCCAAUUGGCAGAACAUUGUCUGUCCUCACAGAGGCAGUAAUUGAUGUUAUUGGAAAGCAGAGUGCGGCAGUUGUUGGGGCAGCAGGAGCAGCAUAUGACUCAACAUUGGCCUCACUUAUACUUCCUCAACAGUUUGACCUAUGUGACAGUGAAGAAAGAUCAUCAGUAUCGGAUGGUCCAAUCUUCAAUGUAAUGGAAAUUGUUCCAGUAAAACCUUCCCAAAGAGUCCAAUCAUGUUCAACAACAACCAGUACAUUGCCAAGCCCAAAUCAAGCGCACUGUUGCUGUUGUAGUGACUCUGAAAUGAGAGCCUUAAAGAAGAGAAAACUAGAGUUGCAGAUAAAGUUUUAUGAGAGACAACUUAAAUUGUAAAAUGACAUAUUAGUUAGUGUUUCUUUGUUAGUUUUUCAAUAAUCUUUUUUGCAACAGUUUUUAUAUCAUAUCAGCUA
Molecule: messenger RNA, 1021 nt
Organism: Dreissena polymorpha
Lineage: Eukaryota; Metazoa; Mollusca; Bivalvia; Myida; Dreissenidae
Exons: 7
Coding region: 255-944 (229 amino acids)
Source: RefSeq, a predicted model, not a curated record